Messenger RNA from Saxophila tyrrhenica, 1437 nucleotides. RefSeq lists its product as uncharacterized. The transcript is spliced from 2 exons. The coding region runs from base 1 to 1437 and encodes 478 amino acids. The record is from RefSeq and is a predicted model, not a curated record. Lineage: Eukaryota; Fungi; Ascomycota; Dothideomycetes; Mycosphaerellales; Extremaceae.
AUGUAUCGUCUGCUCGUUCUUCUUCCUUUCGUCUCAUGUCUAUCCCAAGCGGCAUGCAAGCCACCAUGUCGAUUUGCACCCCUCUAUACUAGCAAGGAGAUCGUCAAAGAUCCACGACCCUUCAUUGAAGAUGUACUCUACUGGGAAGGCCACUUUGCCCAGCCAGGCAUCGGCUACAAUGCCGCCAAUGAGAUGACCUACGACGGCACGCUCUUGGACCAGAAGACUGGCCUCGCAUCCGCGUAUGGCGCCGGUCGACACAACUUCAGUGCCGCGAGCAAGGAGUCGCUUCAUGUUAUGGUGCUCGCUAAAGCCCUGGCUGGUGAUGCCAAUGCUGCGAGAUUCAUUUCGCCAGGCUCUCCCUCCGCUGCUCCGGACAAAGCUUAUAAGAUAAUGAAGCAGAAGCUCGCCACGUACCUUGCUUUCAACGAGACGUAUCCCGGCUUCGGCGGUCUGCUGCCCUGGUACAACAAUACCUACGCCGCCAUUGAACCGACGAGUGACUGGAUUAAUCGAAUACCUGUUCUUGACAAUGGCGAACUGCUCUGUGCUGUCUACGGAGCUGUACACGACCUUCAGAGGAGUUCGAGACCACAUCAUCGAAAGCUCGGGGACCAGUGGCAAGACUGGCUGGACUAUGCUAGUGUCAAUGUGGCAAAGAUGUUCUAUCACGGCAAAGGCAAGGUCUGCGCAGUUGCAAACCUCAAGCAAGCACUCUCACCCACCGACGCGAAGCAAAAUUAUUCCUGCGAAGGCACCGGUGUCCUCGACGAUCCGUACGAAGGCGAGCUCUUCACGUGGUGGCCCUAUUUCUUCGACGGCCUCGACGAAUACUACAAACACGGUAUCGGCCCCAUCACUGUGCAGAAGGGCUUCUGGUUCUCUUCUCACGAGCAGUGGAAAGUGCUUGAGAUGCCUUAUUACGACGUCGAUCUCGUUAAGCGGUUGUACACUAACGCGGAACGAGCGAGGACUUGCAACAGCGCUGCUCGUCAAGUGCCUGGAGAGUAUGCUUCUGUGAACAAUGUCACCGACACUUAUGGGGAGAUCAUUGGCUAUAUCUCCAACGCCGGUAUCCCAAGUAUCGCGAACCAAACAGAGCAGGGGCUGGACGUCGUGACACCUUACGCCGUCUUUCCGACCUUGCUUGUGGAAGGGAAGAGGGACAGAGCAGUAGGUAUGACUUGGUGGCGGAACAUGGUCACGGGAAAGAAGAUGCAGAAUCCGUACGGUAGCACGGAGUCUGAACGUCUUGACGGUACGGCUGUUUCGAGUUUCGUGAGCUGGGAUAGCAAGAUCACGACUGUCGCUGCUCUGCUUGGGGAUGUUGUGGAUGAGGUAAGACAGAAGAUGAAGGUGGACGGAAUAUAUGAGGAGUUUUUGCGAGUGACUGAGGUAGGUGUCUGCUUGUGUCUGAACGAGACGAGGGCUGAUUGA